UCUCACUCCGCUGCUUUAUCAACCUCGCAGCACUUUGCUUUCAAUAGAUUAAAUCUUGUCUCAUAGUUGCAUAAAGUGAAUAGAACUCUUCUUUUAUCAGUGUUAGUCAUUCAUUCAUCAAGCAUGCCUGCGUACUGUUUAAUGUAAAACAUAGGCUUUUCAGGACAUGUAAUUCUUGAAGCAGUUUUCUUAAUAGGUGUUUCUUAAUAGUUGACUGUGUGUUAAUGUCUGCUGCAGUGUUUCUGAUUUCAAGUCUCUCUUUGACUUUGAAACAAAAAAGGUGGGGUGUAAUGUGAAAGGAUAAUGAACUAAAAUGUAGAUUUAUCCACCAGAAAACGGGCAACAAUGGCAACAGAGCAAAAUGAAAUGACAACUGACCAUGGAGCCCUGACAACCACAGGUGUUAAGAGCUGUGAGAACCUGUCAUGUUACCUGGUGCUGAGCAACACAGAGAAGAGUAUUAUCACAUGGAUCUGCUGCUUUACUGGACCUGCCACUUUCCUAGAGAACAUUUUGGUGCUGGUGGUCAUUGGUGCUUCAGCAAGAUUACGCAAGCGGCCGUCGUACCUCUUCAUUGGAAGCUUGGCGGUGGCUGAUGUCUUGGCUAGUACCUUCUUCCCCAUUUUCUUCUUGGAAUUCCACCUUUUAGGUCACAGAGACAAUUCUGAUAUUUACUUAUUCAAGCUAGGUGGUGUCACCAUGGCCUUCACUGGCUCUGUUGGUAGCCUGUUUCUAACUUCAAUGGACCGCUACCUUUGCAUCUAUAAGGCUCCGCGCUACAAACUUCUGUUGUCACGUCGUAGAGCCUUGUUUGGGAUACUGGCCUUAUGGACUGUGACUAUUGUGAUCUCUUUCCUCCCUCUGAUUGGAUGGAGAUGCCGAAACAAGACUCCAUGUUCUCGGCUCUUCCCAUACGUUGAUCCAUACUAUAUGAGCUGCUGGGCAGGCCUCAUGCUGGUGGUGCUUGUGCUCAUUUUGGUAGCAUAUGUGCUAAUCUUGUGGAAGGCCCACCAUCAUGAAGCAGUCAUGGAAGCUCGAACACCAGGACGUUCAACAAUGGGACAGCGUGACAGAAUGCGUGUGGACAUCCGUCUGGCACGCACUCUGGGCCUGAUCCUCCUGAUCCUAGUACUUUGCUGGGUCCCUAGUCUCGCCAUCCUGGUGGUCGACGUCUCACGGGAACUAACCCUCAAGGAGCAGCGGGCCUUCGCCUUCUGCGGGACUCUGUGCUUGGUUAACUCAGCCGUAAACCCACUGUUAUAUGCCCUCCGCUGCCGUGAGCUGAGACGGGCACUCUUCUACCUGCUGAGGCGUGUACGCAGGGUAUGUACUAAGGGCACUGGAGUGUGUGCUUCUGGCCAAAAGAAAGACAAUGAUGCUGGACAGACUGAAAAUAAGGACAAAGAUACUCUUUCUGAAUCCCUAGACAGACUACAUCUGGAUUAGCUGGACAAUAAAAGUUACUACAUAAGUUAUUCUGACUGAUUAGUUGUCAGUCAUGGUUUGUUAUUUUACAGUAGCUUUGUGUAAUAUGUGCACAAAAACUAACAAUGUGCAUGAAUGAUUAUUAUAUACUGUAUUAUAUAGGGGGCAGUCAUGGGCUGGAGGUUAGGGAACCAGCCUUGUGACCGGAAGGUCACCGGUUCGAGCCGACAGCACAUGACUGAGGUGUCCUUGAGCGGAGGUGAAAUUUCCCCAGUUUGGGACUAAAAAGGGUCACUUAAUCUUAAUGUACUUCUAAAAUGUACCAAGCAAAAGUCAGAAAACACCCCUCAUUCUUUAUUUAAUUUCCAGUCAAAACUACCAUUAAGUAUUAUUCAUUUUUCAGAGUCAAAAAAAAAAAAAACAUACCAGAAGAUUGCACAGAAGCCUCAACCACCAAAUACAGUAAGGUGUUUUUUCAGUAUUUAGGGUGUCCACUGUUUGCACUGCUUUCAUUCUUUUCCAAAGAUCAGUUUUAGAAGUUGGUGCAUUUUCUGCAUUGCAUGUUCCAAGUAAUCCAAAACACAUUCAACCAUGAGGUCUUAAUCAUCAUCAUCUUCUCCAUAUAAUGAGAAUGAGUCAGGGCCAGUUUAGGGGGAGCACACCCAUUUAACAUUCACUCCUUUAUUAUCACACCAAAGGCACAGGCUGUUGGCAUAAACAAAACAGCAAAGUGAAACAUAAUAUAAAUAAAAUGGACUAAGAUUCAAUCUUCUGUACUACGUAGACCAAAGCUGUUCUUUCUUUUUUUUUGGUUUUUGACUUUGGAAGAAGUUUGUCCAAAACAUGGCCUGUAUUUGUGAAGAUUUUAUUAUAUAUUGCACUGGAACAUCAGGGCAUUACAAUCUAUGUCUGCGCCCAAUCGGGCUAUAAUAGCAUUUACAACGUGUUUACUGAAAUACAGCAGAAAAUGCACUUUUAUUUCAUUAUUUUCUAUGGCAUAUACUGUAUAAUUUUAUGUACUCUUAUAAUUAAAGCUUUUAUUGUAUA
Molecule: messenger RNA, 2472 nt
Organism: Pygocentrus nattereri (red-bellied piranha)
Lineage: Eukaryota; Metazoa; Chordata; Actinopteri; Characiformes; Serrasalmidae
Gene: cnr2
Product: cannabinoid receptor 2
Exons: 3
Coding region: 346-1446 (366 amino acids)
Biological process (GO): cannabinoid signaling pathway
Cellular component (GO): membrane
Molecular function (GO): cannabinoid receptor activity
Source: RefSeq, a predicted model, not a curated record